AUGGCUGAUCGUCUUACACAAUUACAAGAUGCUGUAAACGCUCAAGCCGAAAACAUUUGUAACAGUAUUGGUGUCUUACAAGCUUAUGCUCCUCCAAGCAGCUUUCCAGAUUUCGAAAAAUCGCCUAGAAAAUCUGAUCAACCUAAGGAAGAUUACUGUCAAACAUUUGCAACUUUAAUUGCUAAUACAGCUAAAGAAAUUGACAUUUUAAUUGAUUUUCUUCCAAGUGAAGACAUCUCACAAGAUUCUCAAGAAGAUUUUAAAAGAUUAGAUAAAGAAAAUAAAGAUGCUGCACUCAAACUAGAAAAAGUAGUUCUUGCAGGUGAAGCUCUCUUGGAACAAAUUCGUAAAGCUUUGAGGGAUAUAGCUCAAUCACAGCUAGAAAUACAAAAAUUAAGUGGCAUUAAUAAUAGUGUUUGA
This is a messenger RNA of Parasteatoda tepidariorum (common house spider), 420 nucleotides long. Its product is annotated as mediator of RNA polymerase II transcription subunit 21 pseudogene. NCBI's taxonomy places the organism in Eukaryota, Metazoa, Arthropoda, Arachnida, Araneae, Theridiidae. The record is from RefSeq and is a predicted model, not a curated record.